This is a messenger RNA of Chenopodium quinoa (quinoa), 1742 nucleotides long. RefSeq names its product polynucleotide 5'-hydroxyl-kinase NOL9-like. Gene Ontology annotation, molecular function: polynucleotide 5'-hydroxyl-kinase activity. The record is from RefSeq and is a predicted model, not a curated record. The coding region runs from base 284 to 1420 and encodes 378 amino acids. NCBI's taxonomy places the organism in Eukaryota, Viridiplantae, Streptophyta, Magnoliopsida, Caryophyllales, Amaranthaceae. Gene Ontology annotation, biological process: cleavage in ITS2 between 5.8S rRNA and LSU-rRNA of tricistronic rRNA transcript (SSU-rRNA, 5.8S rRNA, LSU-rRNA). Gene Ontology annotation, cellular component: nucleus. The transcript has 10 exons.
AAUCCCAAAAAAAACCGUUUUUUUAUUUUUUUUGGUUCUUUCCAAAACCUAUUUGUUGUUUUCCUCCUUGUUUGUGAAAAUUUUGUUCGACAUGUCAAAAUCUGGAUUCUCCAAACCCAAAAAUCCUACUAUUGUACUAUCUCAACUCUUUCUUCAUCCAUCAUACAUGGGAUUUUACAUUUGAUUUUCACUUCUAAUUUGUAAACUUACUUUUUCACUCGCAUUCAUACUCAUAGUAGUAGCAGACACAUACACUACACAAUUUGUGAGAAGAGGAGAAGGAAUGGCGGCUUUUGCUCCAAUAAGAAAGACCCCAUCACCAGGCAUAGAGAUUCCCGAAGAAUGGUCAGCUGCUGCAUACACCAUAGCAAAAAGUUUUACCAGAUCACUGCCUCCUGUUGUAUUCAUCUGCGGCGCUAAGAACAGUGGCAAAACCACUUUCUCUCGUUAUCUCCUUAACACUUUCCUCCCUAGAUACAAAAGUGUAGCUUAUCUGGAUACAGAUGUUGGACAACCAGAGUUCACUCCUCCUGGAUGCCUAUCCCUCACUAUCAUUGAUGAAGCAACUCCAGACUUAACAAUCCCUUGUCUGAAGACACCUCAAAGAUGCUAUUUCUUUGGAGAUGUUUCUUCAAAAAGGGACCCUGAAACAUACUUGAAUUGCAUAUUUGCGUUGUAUGAUCACUAUAGAAAGGACCUAAGGAUUUCAUGUAAGAAUGGAAGCCCUGGUGCAGCUGAGCUGCCCCUUAUUAUUAACACGCCUGGUUGGGUGAAAGGUCUUGGUUUUGAUAUACUGGUUGAUAUAUUGAAGCACAUUGCUGCUACACAUGUGGUUAAGAUAAAUAUAUCUUCUGAACGCAAGAAUCUACCUAGUGGCGCAUUCUGGCUUGAUGAACUUGAUGAAUGUUCCGUAAACUUGGUGGAGAUCACUUCUGCUUGCAAGGAUUCUUACAACCGAUCGGUGUUGGUGCAGAAGGAAGCACGUCUUAUUAGAGAGCUACGACUGAUGGCUUACUUUAGGCAGUGCUUUCCAAGUAGUAUGAGUAUCACCACGAUCAAAGAACUUGCUCUUGCAGUAGCCUCUCUUACUCCUUACCAAGUCCAUAUAUCAAGUAUCAAAAUCAGGCAUCUUCAUUGUGAGGUACCAAUUUCUGAAGUCUUCUACAGUUUGAAUGCAACAAUAGUAGGAUUGGCUGUUAGCUGUGAAGACUCUCAAUCUUUGCCUGUCUGUGUUGGCCUUGGUAUCGUGAGAGGCAUUGAUUCAUUGAAGAACGUGAUCUAUUUGAUCACACCUGUUCCACAGAAUAUCCUAGCUGGUGUAGAUCUUCUCCUACAAGGAUAUAUUCAGAUACCUAUUGGCUUGCUUCAGGUACAAGGUUGCAUGUCACCUUACAUGUCUGCAAAUGUCAUCCCCACAUAGGCACAAACUAUUUGAUAGACUUUGUCCAACUGAUGAAGAACGUCAGAGUAGCGGAGUAGAAAGCUGUAAUCUACUUAUGAUAUAAUUGUAGGUUUAAGUUAAUCAGUUAGUACUAACUAGCGUUAAGAACAUUAGGUGACGAUGCAUCUAUGCAUGAAAUUAGCUAUAUAACUUAGUUACCAAAUCCUAACAGAACAUUAUGUGAAGGCAGGAAGAGGGAGCAUCAAUCCAUGAAUUUAGCUGUAAUUUAUAUGGGCACAUUUUGGUUUUUACAGUGGUCGUUUGAUGGACAAUAUUAUGGCAUAAUCGACAGUGUUUCUGA